UCAUUACAGCACGGUACGACCUACAACAGCAGGAAAUGCCGUCUCGUUGCCGUUUCCGUGGGCUCUUGGUAGCAGGACAUUUGGGCAGAGUGAGAACUCUUGCGUUGGACAACAGUGAAGAAGACAAGACACAAGCUGAACUGAUUGAAAACAUGGAUAAGAAAGCAACCUGGGACCGCUUCUACGCCGAGAGCCGCAGCAAGACAACCACCUUCAAAAACUUUGAGUGGUUCUUUGGCUUCGAUGCCGUCCGGGACUUCAUUAUGCCUCUCUUGCAGACCGAGUCCCACCCAGGUGCUGUGCUACAAGUCCUGGAUAUGGGCUGUGGCACUUCUGCUCUAGGGCCCUGUAUUUUCAGACACUCAGCCCAGCCGGUCCGGGUCACUUGUGCAGACAUUUCUCCCAUAGCUGUGCAACUAAUGCAAGAACAUGUCCAAGCCAAAGCCAUUCAGCCUCAUAAUCUUUGUUCUCAGCUUGAGUUUGUAGAGUUGGACUGCACACAGCUUCACAGGCACUGUGGCUAUAGCAGUGUGGAUCUUAUAGUUGAUAAGGGCACCACAGAUGCCUUGUUGAGGUCUAAGGAAGGGAGAGGGAAGGCCAGUCUGGUGCUUAAACAGUGUUUGAAGGUUCUGCGGAGCUCUGGAUCUCUGCUCCAGUUCUCAGAUGAGGAUCCUGAUGCCAGGCUGUUGUGGCUGGAGACAGAGGCCCAGGAGCCGGGGGGGAUGGCAGCAGAUGUUGGUGUGCAAGAGGUUGGGGAGUGGGGGAAUCUCCAGGGCAAGCUGAAGGUGGUGGGAAUGAGUGGAGUCACCCUGAAGUGGAAAGAACAGCCUGAUGGGAAAGUCUUCCACAAGGAGGGACAAAGUUCACAGAAGAAAUUCAAAAAGAAAACUGAGCUCUGA
This is a messenger RNA of Etheostoma spectabile (orangethroat darter), 899 nucleotides long. Its product is annotated as citrate synthase-lysine N-methyltransferase CSKMT, mitochondrial. The record is from RefSeq and is a predicted model, not a curated record. Bases 36 to 899 code for a protein of 287 amino acids. The transcript is spliced from 3 exons. Lineage: Eukaryota; Metazoa; Chordata; Actinopteri; Perciformes; Percidae.